ACGAACAAGAAUAACCUCAAAAAUGCAUGUCGGAUUUCAGUGCUUCUGUGUAGUAAACAAAUAAUAAUAUUUAUUUAUAUUUAUCUUAACCGUAAUUUAAAAUGAGGGACGUGUUUUUAUCUACAUGUGAAAAGAAUUUUAUACAGAAGAUUGUAUCUCAAGGACAUCGAUUAGAUGGCCGAAAUUACAAUGAGAGUAGAAAUCUAGAGAUAUCUUUCGGGUCAGAUUAUGGAAGUUGCAUUGUAUCCCUUGGUGAAACAAAAGUGUUGGCACAAGUUACGUGUGAAGUUACUCAACCAAAACAAAUAAGGCCUAAUGAGGGUAUUUUAUACAUCAAUGUUGAGAUAAGCCCUAUGGCAGCACCACAAUUUGAGGCGAACAGACAAACAGACCUUACUGUGUACCUAAAUAGAUUAUUGGAAAAGUGUUACAAGGACUCAAAAUGCAUUGACCUGGAAUCACUGUGUAUAGUAGUGGAAGAAAAGGUCUGGUCACUAAGAGUGGAUGUGAAAGUUCUGAAUCACGCUGGUAACGUAAUAGAGUGUGCAAGUAUUGCCACUCUGACAUCGUUAGCUCAUUUCAAACGGCCAGAUGUAACGAGAAGUGGGGACAGCGUCAUCAUUCACACCAUAGCGGAGAAGGAUCCGAUACCUACAGUGCUUUAUCAUUAUCCAGUAUGCUUGACAUUUGCCAUUUUCGGUAAUGAUACUCUCAUAUCGGAUCCAACUUCGAUUGAAGAGUCAGUAUGCACCAGCAGCACAGAUGAGGGCGUUUGCACCGGAGGGGGACUUCUUGCUGUUGCCAUGAACCAGUAUAAAGAGCUAUGUCUUCUGAACCUUACUGGAGCAGCGUUGUACAACUCUAGUGUCGUACAUAAAGCCAUAUUGAAUGCAGCGGAGCGAUGCAAAGAGGUUGUUGACUUAGUAAAAAGUACAAUCAAUAUGGACGACACGAGGAGGCAAAAACGCGAGAAAAUUAGCUUCCGUGAUAUAAUUACUACGGACCACAUGCUUUCACUGAGUCGGAAGGAUCUCAACAUUCGUCUCAAGAGUUACAGCACUGAUGUCAUGAAGAAUGAUGAUGAAGAUGAGGAAAUGGAAGAGGACUUCGAGAUGGAGAAACCAGAGCCCAGCAAAUAUGACGUUGUCGCAUCAUUACCUCAAACUGCCGAAAUCGUCGUCAAGAAAGGAGCGUCGACUUGGAUAGAAGUUUCAUCAGGAUCAGAGGAAGAUUAAAAGACGUAUGUUUCUUAAAUAAAAUGUAAUAAAUUUACACUUUACAAUUAA
Amyelois transitella is the source of this 1286-nucleotide messenger RNA. RefSeq names its product exosome complex component RRP45 (gene Rrp45). Bases 102 to 1235 code for a protein of 377 amino acids. The transcript has 7 exons. The record is from RefSeq and is a predicted model, not a curated record. Gene Ontology annotation, cellular component: nuclear exosome (RNase complex); cytoplasmic exosome (RNase complex). Gene Ontology annotation, biological process: nuclear polyadenylation-dependent mRNA catabolic process; nuclear polyadenylation-dependent rRNA catabolic process; U5 snRNA 3'-end processing. Lineage: Eukaryota; Metazoa; Arthropoda; Insecta; Lepidoptera; Pyralidae.